AUGAAGGCACGUUUGAGAUCUAAGGUUUGGUGGCCUCGCAUCGAUAAAGAUGUGGAAAACGUAGUGAAAGCUUGCAAAGGCUGUACAUUGGUGAGUCUUCCAAACCCACCAGUACCCAUGAAGAGAAGAGUGUUGCCUACGGCGCCGUGGGUAGAUAUUGCAGUAGAUCUAAUGGGACCAUUACCAAGUCAAGAAUAUAUUUUAGUAGUGGUUGAUUACUACAGUCGAUAUAAAGAGGUGAAAAUCACUAAAACGAUCACGAGUUUACAGAUCAUCAAACUACUAAAAGAAUCAUUUAGUAGACUUGGUUAUCCUAUUUCCAUAACAGCGGACAAUGGUAGGCAGUUUGUCAGUGAAGAAUUCAGAACUUUCUGCAAGGAAUGCAAUAUCAGAUUAUUUAAUACCAUCCCAUAUUGGCCUCAAAUGAACGGCGAGGUCGAGCGACAAAAUCGGGACAUUUUAAAACGUCUUCGUAUUAGUCAUAUCGAGAAUAAAGAUUUAAAGGAAAGUCUAUGGGAGUAUCUACUUAUGUACAAUAAUACACCCCAUACAGUUACUGGACGAUCACCAUCUGAACUGUUCUUCCAACGGCAAAGUAGAGAUAAAAUACCUUCACUAGGAGAAAUAAACUAUAGAUUAAAUGACUCGGAAAUUAGAGAUAAGGAUAAAAUACAAAAAGAAAAAGGAAAAGAAUAUGGAGAUAGGAAACGGAAAGCCCUAGAAUCAGAUAUAAUAGAGGGAGAUAAAGUUUACGUAAAAACAAUGGAAAAAUCCAACAAGCUUACAACUAAUUUUAACCCUACGCCACAUGUUGUGGAAAGUGAACAUAAUGGUGACUGCACGGUACGUAAUAGUGAAACAGACCAAAGAUUUAGAAGGAACGUGAUACAUUUGAAGAGGGUGGAAGGCAAAUGGACGAGUGUACCAUCAGACCAGAGUUCAGAAGAGCAAAGUCUAGAAAACUAA
Messenger RNA from Manduca sexta (tobacco hornworm), 966 nucleotides. RefSeq lists its product as uncharacterized. The transcript has a single exon. Gene Ontology annotation, biological process: DNA integration. Bases 1 to 966 code for a protein of 321 amino acids. The record is from RefSeq and is a predicted model, not a curated record. Lineage: Eukaryota; Metazoa; Arthropoda; Insecta; Lepidoptera; Sphingidae. Gene Ontology annotation, molecular function: nucleic acid binding.